Molecule: messenger RNA, 474 nt
Organism: Thlaspi arvense
Lineage: Eukaryota; Viridiplantae; Streptophyta; Magnoliopsida; Brassicales; Brassicaceae
Source: the annotation of a GenBank genome assembly
AUGACGAUCUUGUCUCUCGCCAACGUCCAUCGAGUGUUCCUUAGUUUCCGAGGAGAACAGUUGCGAUACAGCUUCAUCAGCCACCUUGUUGACGCCUUUGAGAGAUACGGAAUCUUGUUUUUCGUAGACAAAGACGAGCCAAAGGGAAAAAACAUGACAAAUCUCUUUGUAAGGAUCAAAGAGUCCAAGAUCGCACUAGUCAUCUUCUCUAGCAGGUAUGCCGAGUCGAGCUGGUGCAUGGAUGAGCUUGUGAAGAUAAAGAAACGUGUGGAUAAAGGAAAGCUUCAAGUCAUACCAAUCUUCUACAAGGUUAGGGCAAGAGAUGUGAGAGGACAGACCGGUGAGUUUGGUGACAAGUUCUGGGAGCUUGCAAAGGCUUCUGGAGGAGAUCAAAUCAAGGAGUGGAUGGAAGCCCUUGAGUGUAUCUCCAACAAGAUGGGUUUGUCCUUGGGAGACAAAAGGUAUUAUUACUAA